CAGCUGUCAAGUUUGUUUUGAUUCGACGGCGUGUAUUCCUCAUUGAAAAGCAUUGUACGAAAGGUUCAAAAGUUUUGAUUUUUCUAAAGCCUAUAAUAAAUUCACUUGAAUUGAUUUACCUUCCAAUGAUUAUGAAAAUGAAACAAAACAAACGCCGUGUUGGCCUACCGCCACCACCAUCUCGAGAAGAGUUGGAAGAAAUGUCACAGGAAGGCGUGAAAGAGUCGGUCAAUGAACAAUCGCCGCACUCUGGAUCCGAUGUAAUGGAAGACAACGUCGAUGAAAAUAAUGUGCAACAAUCAUCAAUAGUCAAUAACGAUGAGGAUGAAGAUGAUGACGACGAAAUGGAUUUAGGCAACUUCGACAUGAAACCUACAAAGAAGAAACGAAAAAAGGGCAUCAUUUACGUUUCGAACAUACCCAAGCACAUGAAUGUUACAAGAAUACGUGAAAUAUUAGGUGAAUAUGGAAAAAUAGGACGCGUCUAUUUACAGCCAGAAAAGCUGCCUGGCGGUAACGAUAAAAAGAAAAAACGCAAACGUCUUGCGCGCCAUUUCACAGAAGGUUGGGUUGAGUUCGAAUCGAAGCGGGUGGCUAAAAAACUUGUUGAACUAUUGAAUAACAAACAAAUUUCCACCCGUAAAACAUCACAAUUCUAUGACUAUCUAUGGAGCAUGAGAUAUUUACCACGCUUCAAGUGGGUGCAUUUGACCGAGCGUAUGAACUAUGAGCAAGCAGUGCACAAGCAACGUCUACAGACUGAGGUGUCACAGGCGCGCAAGGAAACAACAUUCUUCCAAAAUAAUUUAGAUAAAAGCGAGUUUUUGAAGAAAAAAGAGAAAAAGGCGAAGAAAGUCACAGAAGCGCAGUCGGCAAAUGCGUGAUAGAGACGAGACGGGGAAAAUAUAUAGUUUUAAUUCUUUGAUUAGUUUUAAACGUUUUUUUAGGAAUUUGUGGCAAAAAAUAUCAGUUGAAAAAUAAAUUGUGGCAAU
This is a messenger RNA of Anastrepha obliqua, 992 nucleotides long. RefSeq lists its product as uncharacterized. Gene Ontology annotation, cellular component: nucleolus. Gene Ontology annotation, biological process: endonucleolytic cleavage in ITS1 to separate SSU-rRNA from 5.8S rRNA and LSU-rRNA from tricistronic rRNA transcript (SSU-rRNA, 5.8S rRNA, LSU-rRNA); endonucleolytic cleavage to generate mature 5'-end of SSU-rRNA from (SSU-rRNA, 5.8S rRNA, LSU-rRNA); endonucleolytic cleavage in 5'-ETS of tricistronic rRNA transcript (SSU-rRNA, 5.8S rRNA, LSU-rRNA). Lineage: Eukaryota; Metazoa; Arthropoda; Insecta; Diptera; Tephritidae. Gene Ontology annotation, molecular function: RNA binding. The coding region runs from base 126 to 884 and encodes 252 amino acids. The record is from RefSeq and is a predicted model, not a curated record. The transcript has 2 exons.